Sinocyclocheilus grahami is the source of this 3937-nucleotide messenger RNA. Its product is annotated as glutamate receptor-interacting protein 2-like. Gene Ontology annotation, molecular function: protein binding. The coding region runs from base 192 to 3602 and encodes 1136 amino acids. The record is from RefSeq and is a predicted model, not a curated record. Gene Ontology annotation, biological process: neurotransmitter receptor transport, endosome to postsynaptic membrane. Lineage: Eukaryota; Metazoa; Chordata; Actinopteri; Cypriniformes; Cyprinidae. The transcript is spliced from 25 exons.
UGAGAUUAGCCGUGUUUCUUCAAAGCCUUCAUAUCUGAGUAAGACACAGGAUUUCCCACAGCAAAUGAACAAAGAGCUCUUCCAGGAUGAAGAGAAAUGGUAGAGGAGGAAGAUAAGAAAGAAAGAGACCCGAAGCAAGACUAGGCUAAAGAUCCGUGUGGUACGGGCCAGAGGAGAAGGAAAGAGGAGCCAUGUGGCACGUUAGUUGUUCUUUAAAUCCUAAAGUGCUCCCAGACGGGGUCCCUGCAUGGGCGACCAUGAAGAAAGGACUGGUUGGAGGAGUCAAAGGGAAGAGGAAGAUGUUCUCGUUUUCUUUACGAUGUCGGAUUGGAGUUAUCAGAGGAAGGGUUAAAGAUGAUGUCCCAUACACAAAGGGAAGCAAAGAUUCUGCAAGUGACAGCAGUGGCCUCAACAAGAGGAGUAGCAUUGUUGAUGAGCAGAGAGGUGUGACGACAGUGGAACUGAUUAAAAAAGAGGGCACCAGUCUCGGCCUCACGAUCUCCGGAGGUUGUGACAAGGACGGCAAGCCAAGAGUGUCGAACCUAAGACCAGGAGGUCUCGCAAUCCGGAGUGACCAACUCAAUGUUGGGGACUACAUAAAGUCAGUGAACGGCAUAAACCUGUCCAAACUCAGACAUGAUGAGAUCAUCAGCAUGCUGAAGAACAUCGGUGAGCGUGUGGUGCUGGAGGUGGAGUACGAGCUGCCGCCAUUCGCUCCCAGCAGUCCCUGCAGCGUCAUCUCUAAAACUAUCGAAGUGUGCUUGGAAAAAGAAGGAAACAGCUUUGGCUUCGUUCUGAGAGGGGGCUUUCAUGAGGACUGGCAUAAGGCUCGACCUCUAGUAGUGACCUACGUCAGGCCCGGCGGACCCGCAGACAGAGAGGGUACCCUGCGAGCGGGCGACCGAGUGUUGAGCGUGAACGGUGUUGCUGUGAACAGACAGAAACAUGCUGACGCUCUGACCCUGAUCAUGCAGAGCAGCCAGGAGGCUUUCUUCCUCAUCGAGUAUGACAUCAUGGUCAUGGACUCAGUCCAGAAGUCAUCUGGGCCGCUCCAGGUGGACAUUGCCCGCUCUGCAGGUUCAGUACUGGGACUCAGUCUCACUACCUCUCUCUACAGGAACAAACAGGUCAUUACAAUCCAGAAAAUCAAACCUGCUAGUGUUGCGGACAGAUGUGGUGCUUUGCAUGUGGGAGAUAUUCUCCUGGCUAUAGAUGGCAUGAGCACAGAGCACUGCUCUCUGAUGGAGGCUCAGCAGCUCCUGUCCAGCUCCUCAGAGCUCACCAAACUAGAGAUCCUGCCCUCUCAACACUGCUCACAUGAUACAGUACGUGUCCAGCGGAGUAGUCAGCGUCAGUGGGACUCUAGUGACAACUACAUCAGCGCUCCUCCACCUUUCCAAAAAACACCCUCAGCCUGGAGUCACACCACCCCUACACCCUCACUCCGAUCUGUGACGUCUGGCAUCUCUGCAAACACAUCAGGCUUUCACAGUUACAGCUGUAGCACCCAGUCGACGUACCCCAACACCUUCCCCAGCAGCACCCUGCCCUCCUACCCAUCCAGCCCUCGCUGCACCGCCACCAAGAGGAGACAAAGGAGAAGAGACCACAAGAGCUCCUUGUCUCUGGCGACGAGUACAGUGGGCGCCGGCGGUCAGGUGGUGCAUAUAGAAACCAGUGAGGUGCUUCUGAGAGGAGAUCCUCUUUCUGGAUUCGGCCUGCAGUUACAGGGGGGAGGGUUUGCUACAGAACCGCUGUCAGCGCCUGCCUGUGUUCGCUUUAUAGAGCCUGACACACCUGCUGAAAGGUGUGGGGUGUUACAAAUUGGAGAUAGAAUUCUUUCCAUUAAUGGGAUUCCCACUGAAGAUGGAACACUGGAAGAGGCCAAUCAGCUGCUCCGAGAUGCAGCACUGGCCAAUAAGGUCAUACUGGAGGUGGAGUUUGAUGUAGCAGAAUCAGUCAUUCCCAGUAGUGGCACAUUUCAGGUUAAGUUGCCCAAGAGACGUGGAGUGGAGCUGGGCAUUACGAUCAGUGUGAGCAAGAAGCCAGGAAAACCUUUGAUCAUCUCUGAGAUACAGAGAGGCAGUAUUGCACACAGAAUAGGAACCCUGGAGCCAGGUGAUUGUCUGCUGGCCGUUGAUAAUGUUCGGCUGGAUAAUUGUGGGAUGGAUGAGGCCAUGAUGGUCCUCCAGCAGGCCGAGGGGAUGGUCAAACUGCGGAUUCAGAAAGACGAAGACAACCUGGAUGAAUUAGAGUCGUCCGGUUCAGUCAUAUUCACAGUAGAGCUCAAGAGACACGGAGGUCCUCUUGGAAUCACCAUUUCAGGCACUGAAGAGCCCUUCAACCCCAUCCUGAUCUCCAGCCUGACCCGCAACGGCCUCGCACAAAGGACUGGCGCUCUUCAUAUCGGUGACCGUGUUUUGGCCAUCAAUAACAUGAGUCUCAAGGGAAAACCUCUGAGCGAGGCCAUCCACCUUCUGCAGACCGCCGGAGACACGGUUACGCUCAAGAUCAAGAAGCGAUCUGAACCACUUUUGGAGUCAGAAAGGGGCAGCCCGUCCAGGACAGCUUCGUGCGCCAGUGACAUGGAAGACGAUCGCUCAGAUUCUCUCGGGCGAGGGAAAUACUCUGAACUUCACCGCCUGACCACACCGCCCAGUCUGGAUUCAGCCAUGGACUCGUGGGAUAGUUCGGCCUUAUAUGGCCGAAGUCAAGGUGUCUAUAUUCAUAGGGCGUCUGAUUUCACUCUUCAUCCCAAUGACUGGAGACAGACCAAUCACAGGAGCCCGCUGAUCUCCAGAAGACACGACCACCGGCCUACAAUGUAUGAUGGGAGGCUGGGCGAGGAGGACUGGACAUACUACAGAAGUGUCUAUAUUCAUAGGGCGUCUGAUUUCACUCUUCAUCCCAAUGACUGGAGACAGACCAAUCACAGGAGCCCGCUGAUCUCCAGAAGACACGACCACCGGCCUACAAUGUAUGAUGGGAGGCUGGGCGAGGAGGACUGGACAUACUCUGGAUCUGUCAGUCCCGCACGCUGUCACAGCCACAACAAUACAGACGCUCAGGAGAACUAUUGGUCACAAGCUCUUCAGGACCUGGAGACCUGCGGCCAAUUGGAAAUCCUGCGGAAACUUGAGGCUACUAUAAUGUCAGGCAGCACGCUGAGUUUAGGAGAAGACAGCGAGAAGCAGAAUGAAGGCAGGACCAAAGCUCUCGCAUUGAGCCCAGAGAGGACCUCGGAGAACACCGCUGUACUGGAAGACAUGAAGGACACCAGCCCAUCAAUGCCAUUAGAGCUUCAUAAGAUCUGUAUGCAAAAGGAUGUUGACAGCAGGGAUUUUGGGUUCAGCGUGUCUGACGGUCUGCUGGAAAAGGGUGUUUACGUGAACGUGAUCCGUCCGGAUGGGCCUGCUGACCAAGCUGGGUUACGCCCAUAUGACCGUGUUCUACAGGUCAAUCACGCACGGACACGUGAUUUUGACUGUUGUCUAGCUGUGCCGUUGAUCACAGAGGCCGGAGAGCAUCUGCAGCUGGUCAUUAGCAGAAACCCUCUCGCUCAGGCACACGUUUGGCCACCUAAAAGUGACAUCUUGAUAUGAAUGUUUCAGGUGCAUGUGACGCAGUUCGGUGAUGUCAUUUGCGUAUCAUAAGGCGCUUUAUGUCUUUAUGUCCUGAUACAAACCACAAGUAAAUUCAGAUUUUAAGUGAAGUCCUUCAAAGGAGCUUGUUUUACGUCUAACUUUUAAAAGCAGAUCCGUCUCUGUAUAUCGUUUACCCACAAUCCUCUAUUCUGUGCAUAAACCCUUUUUCCUGGAUGUUAAAUAUGUAGAAUGCUAUGAAUAAGAUGUACGUUUAAUAUUCUUGGGUUAGAAAUGAUCAUUUCCUUUUUUAAAGAAAAUAAAGGCUAAAAACCAGUGUGUAUGUAACCCUGUCU